Molecule: messenger RNA, 2137 nt
Organism: Octopus sinensis (East Asian common octopus)
Lineage: Eukaryota; Metazoa; Mollusca; Cephalopoda; Octopoda; Octopodidae
Product: zinc finger protein 883-like
Exons: 2
Coding region: 1-1941 (646 amino acids)
Molecular function (GO): nucleic acid binding; zinc ion binding
Source: RefSeq, a predicted model, not a curated record
AUGUUGCAGAUCCUUUUCGCUGUGGAAAACGCUGUCGCAGAACGUUUCCGGCCUCACCCAGACCAAGACAUGCAAGGAAAACAACCCGAUAACGAAUCCGAUGAAAGUCCACACGACCGUCGAGUAGUGGAACUUCGUAAAAAUACUCCUUCGUGGUCUAUGGGGUAUUUUCAGCACUCUGGAUGGAAUUCUUACCAUUUUCUUUGGACAUUUGGAACUUCUGAAAGCAAGAUAUUCCAUACAGGCGAUAAACCUUAUCACUAUGAUAUCUGUGGUAAAUCAUUCUCUGGGAAUAGUCAUUUGGCUAUACACAAGCAUAUCUAUACAGGCGAUAAGCUGUAUCACUGUGAUAUCUGUGGUAACUCUUUCUCGCAACUACAUAACUUAACCGCUCACAAACGUAUCGAUACAGGAGAUAAACCUUAUCACUGUGAUAUCUGUGGUAAAUCAUUCUCUGGGAAUAGUCAUUUGGCUAUACACAAGCAUAUCUAUACAGGCGAUAAGCUGUAUCACUGUGAUAUCUGUGGUAACUCUUUCUCGCAACUACAUAACUUAACCGCUCACAAACGUAUCGAUACAGGAGAUAAACCUUAUCACUGUGAUAUCUGUGGUAAAUCAUUCUCUGGGAAUAGUCAUUUGGCUAUACACAAGCAUAUCUAUACAGGCGAUAAGCUGUAUCACUGUGAUAUCUGUGGUAACUCUUUCUCGCAACUAUAUAACUUAACCGCUCACAAACGUAUCGAUACAGGAGAUAAACCUUAUCACUGUGAUAUCUGUUGUAAAUCAUUCUCUGGGAAUAGUCAUUUGGCUAUACACAAGCAUAUCUAUACAGGCGAUAAGCUGUAUCACUGUGAUAUCUGUGGUAACUCUUUCUCGCAACUAUAUAACUUAACCGCUCACAAACGUAUCGAUACAGGAGAUAGACCUUAUCACUGUGAUAUCUGUGGUAAAUCAUUCUCUGGGAAUAGUCAUUUGGCUAUACACAAGCAUAUCUAUACAGGCGAUAAGCUGUAUCACUGUGAUAUCUGUGGUAACUCUUUCUCGCAACUAUAUAACUUAACCGCUCACAAACGUAUCGAUACAGGAGAUAAACCAUAUCACUGUGAUAUCUGUGGUAAAACCUUCUCUCGCAGACAAAACAUGGCUACUCACAAGCGUAGUCGUACCAGCAAGAAGCAAAUUCUGUGUGAUAUCUGUGGUAAAUCGUUCUUCCAAAAGAGCAGCUUAAAAUUACACAAAUCAAUCCAUACUGGCGAGAAACCAUAUAUUUGUGAUAUCUGCGGCAAAUCAUUCUCUCGGCAGACGUACGUGGCUAUACACAAAAGUGUUCAUACCGGAGAGAAACGAUAUCAUUGCAAUGUCUGUGGGAAAUUAUUCGCUCAUGGAAGCAGCUUAACUGAGCACAAACGUAUUCAUACAGGAGAAAAACCGUACAACUGCGAUGUUUGUGACAAGUCUUUUCCUUCGAGAAAUCACUUAGCUUUUCAUAAACGUACACAUACAGGAGAAAAAUCACAUUGCGAUAUCUGUGGUAAAUCAUAUUCUAACAAUAGUACCUUAAACGCACACAAGCGUAUUCAUACGGGAGAGAAGCCAUAUCAUUGUGAGAUCUGUGGUAAAUCAUUCUAUCGUAAUAGUCAUUUGGUUACUCACAAUCGCAUCCAUACAGGAGAAAAUCCAUAUUGCGAUAUCUGUGGUAAAUCAUUCUGUAACAAUAGUUCCUUAAAAGGACACAAGCGUGUUCACACGGGAGAGAAACCAUAUCAUUGCGACAUCUGUGGGAAAUCAUUCGCUUUUGGACACAGCUUAACUGUACACAAACGUACACAUACAGGAGAGACGCCAUACAACUGCGAUGUUUGUGACAAAGCGUUUCCGGCAAGACGUGCCUUAAAUUUUCAUAAACGCAUUCACACAGGAGAGAAUCCCGUAUCGUUGUGAAACUUGUGGUGAAUCAUUCUCCCGAGAAACUUACUUAUCAAAACAUGUGUGCGUUCAUCCCAAAGCAUAAAUGACAUUACCUAUUUCUUUAUUACCCACAAGGGGCUUAACACAGAGAGGACAAACACGGACAGACAAAGGGAUUAAGUCGAUUACAUCGACCCCAGUGCAUAACUGGUACUUAUUUAAUCGACCC